This is a messenger RNA of Closterium sp. NIES-65, 15051 nucleotides long. NCBI's taxonomy places the organism in Eukaryota, Viridiplantae, Streptophyta, Zygnematophyceae, Desmidiales, Closteriaceae. The record is from the annotation of a GenBank genome assembly.
AUGGUUCCCGAGCUUGCACAGAAGGUACUCGAGGAGUACACCAACUGCAGGGAGCUCGAGCAAUUCGAGCUUAGCCAACUGCAAGGCCUAGGCCGUGGGUACUCCACUGUAACCUUCAAGGUCACGGGCUUCCCGGCACAGACGCUGUUUUUCCGCAACUCAUUGCAGGUUCGUGUGGCGCUUGCCGACCUGUUUGGGGAUCCCCGCAAUGCACCGGGGUUCGUUCUGAAGCCGCGGGAGGACUAUGACCCUGAAACCAAGGAGAGGAGGUACACCACGCCGGAGACGGGGACAUGGUGGCAUGAGGCGCAGGUGAGGGACAUAGGAGAGGGACAGAGGUGGGCGGACAGAGGAGAGGAGGUGAGGGACAGAGGUGGGCGGACAGAGGAGAGGAGGUGUGAGAUAUUCACCGCCAUGCUCCUCCUUGCUCCACCCCUGCACUUAUUCCCCUUUCCCCCCCCUACCAUCCCCAUGAUUGUCUCUAUAACUAUCGGCCAGGAGAGGGACAGAGGUGAGGGACAGAGGAGAGGGACAGAGGUGGGCGGACAGAGGAGAGGAGGUGUGAGAUAUUCACCGCCAUGCUCCUCCUUGCUUCACCCCUGCACUUAUUCCCCCUUCCCCCCCUACCAUCCCCAUGCUUGUCUCUAUAACUAUCGGCCAGGAGAGGGACAGAGGUGGGCGGACAGAGGAGAGGAGGUGAGGGACAGAGGUGAGGGACAGAGGAGAGGGACAGAGGUGGGCGGACAGAGGAGAGGAGGUGUGAGAUAUUCACCGCCAUGCUCCUCCUUGCUUCACCCCUGCACUUAUUCCCCCUUCCCCCCCUACCAUCUCCAUGCUUGUCUCUAUAACUAUCGGCCAGGAGAGGGACAGAGGUGGGCGGACAGAGGAGAGGAGGUGAGGGACAGAGGAGAGGGACAGAGGUGGGCGGACAGAAGAGAGGAGGUGUCAGAUAUUCACCGCCAUGCUCCUCCUUGCUUCACCCCUGCACUUAAUCCCCCCUCCCCCCCUACCAUCCCCAUGCUUGUCUCUCUAAACAUCGGCCAGGUGAGGGACAGAGGUGGGCGGACAGAGGAGAGGAGGAGAGGGACAGAGGUGGGCGGACAGAGGAGAGGAGGUGUGAGAUAUUCACCGCCAUGCUCCACCCCUGCACUUAUUCCGCCCUCCCCCUAUACCAUCCCCAUGCUUGUCUCUCUAAACAUCGGCCAGGUGAGGGACAGAGGUGGGCGGACAGAGGAGAGGAGGUGUGAGAUAUUCACCGCCAUGCUCCACCCCUGCACUUAUUCCCCCUUCCCCCCCUACCAUCCCCAUGCUUGUCUCUAUAACUAUCGGCCAGGAGAGGGACAGAGCCAGGUGAGGGACAGAGGUGAGGGACAGAGGAGAGGGACAGAGGUGGGCGGACAGAGGAGAGGAGGUGUGAGAUAUUCACCGCCAUGCUCCUCCUUGCUCCACCCCUGCACUUAUUCUCCCUUUCCCCCCUACCAUCCCCAUGCUUGUCUCUAUAACUAUCGGCCAGGAGAGGGACAGAGGUGGGCGGACAGAGGAGAGGAGGUGAGGGACAGAGGUGAGCGACAGAGGUGGGCGGACAGAGGAGAGGAGGUGAGGGACAGAGGUGGGCGGACAGAGGAGAGGAGGAGAGGGACAGAGGUGGGCGGACAGAGGAGAGGAGGUGUGAGAUAUUCACCGCCAUGCUCCUCCUUGCUUCACCCCUGCACUUAUUCCCCCUUCCCCCCCUACCAUCCCCAUGCUUGUCUCUAUAACUAUCGGCCAGGAGAGGGACAGAGGAGAGGGACAGAGGUGGGCGGACAGAGGAGAGGAGGUGUGAGAUAUUCACCGCCAUGCUCCUCCUUGCUCCACCCCUGCAUUUAUUCCCCCUUCCCGCCCUACCAUCCCCAUGCUUGUCUCUAUAACUAUCGGCCAGGAGAGGGACAGAGGAGAGGGACAGAGGUUGGCGGACAGAGGAGAGGAGGUGUGAGAUAUUCACCGCCAUGCUCCUCCUUGCUUGUCCCCUGCACUUAUUCCCCCCUCCCCCUAUACCAUCCCCAUGCUUGUCUCUCUAAACAUCGGCAAGGAGAGGGACAGAGGUGGGCGGACAGAGGAGAGGAGGUGCUGGCCACCCUCUCUGCCAUCUCAUGUGCUCACCACUCUCUCUGCCAUCUCAUGUGCUCACCACUCUCUUUGCCAUCUCAUGUGCUCACCACUCUCUCUGCCAUCUCAUGUGCUCACCACUCUCUUUGCCAUCUCAUGUGCUCACCAAUCUCUCUGCCAUCUCAUGUGCUCACCACUCUCUCUGCCAUCUCAUGUGCUCACCACACUCUCUGCCAUCCCAUGUGCUCACCACUCUCUUUGCCAUCUCAUGUGCUCACCACUCUCUCUGCCAUCUCAUGUGCUCACCACUCUCUCUGCCAUCCCAUGUGCUCACCACUCUCUCUGCCAUCUCAUGUGCUCACCACUCUCUUUGCCAUCUCAUGUGCUCACCACUCUCUCUGCCAUCUCAUGUGCUCACCACUCUCUUUGCCAUCUCAUGUGCUCACCACUCUCUCUGCCAUCUCAUGUGCUCACCACUCUCUCUGCCAUCUCAUGUGCUCACCACUCUCUCUGCCAUCUCAUCCACCCUCUCUGCCAUCUCAUGUGCUCACCACUCUCUCUGCCAUCCCAUGUGCUCACCACUCUCUCUGCCAUCUCAUGUGCUCACCACUCUCUCUGCCAUCCCAUGUGCUCACCACUCUCUUUGCCAUCUCAUGUGCUCACCACUCUCUCUGCCAUCUCAUGUGCUCACCACUCUCUCUGCCAUCCCAUGUGCUCACCACUCUCUCUGCCAUCUCAUGUGAUUACCACUCUCUUUGCCAUCUCAUGUGCUCACCACUCUCUCUGCCAUCUCAUGUGCUCACCACUCUCUUUGCCAUCUCAUGUGCUCACCACUCUCUCUGCCAACUCAUGUGCUCACCACUCUCUCUGCCAUCUCAUGUGCUCACCACUCUCUCUGCCAUCUCAUGUGCUCACCACCCUCUCUGCCAUAUCAUGCCUACCCGUCCCCUUCCCCUCCCCUCCAAUGCGCCCCCCUACUCCACUAAUAAGCCACCCUUUCUGCCAUCUCAUGUGCUCACCACUCUCUCUGCCAUCCCAUGUGCUCACCACUAUCUCUGCCAUCUCAUGUGCCCACCACUCUCUCUGCCAUCCCAUGUGCUCACCACUCUCUUUGCCAUCUCAUGUGCUCACCACUCUCUCUGCCAUCUCAUGUGCUCACCACUCUCUCUGCCAUCCCAUGUGCUCACCACUGUCUCUGCCAUCUCAUGUGCUCACCACUCUCUUUGCCAUCUCAUGUGCUCACAACUCUCUCUGCCAUCUCAUGUGAUCACCACUCUCUUUGCCAUCUCAUGUGCUCACCACUCUCUCUGCCAUCUCAUGUGCUCACCACUCUCUCUGCCAUCCCAUGUGCUCACCACUCUCUUUGCCAUCUCAUGUGCUCACCACUCUCUCUGCCAUCUCAUGUGCUCACCACUCUCUCUGCCAUCCCAUGUGCUCACCACUCUCUUUGCCAUCUCAUGUGAUCACCACUCUCUUUGCCAUCUCAUGUGCUCACCACUCUCUCUGCCAUCUCAUGUGCUCACCACUCUCUUUGCCAUCUCAUGUGCUCACCACUCUGUUUGCCAUCUCAUGUGCUCACCACUCUCUCUGCCAUCUCAUGUGCUCACCACUCUUUCUGCCAUCUCAUGUGCUCACCACCCUCUCCGCCAUAUCAUGCCUACCCGUCCCCUUCCCCUCCCCUCCAAUGCGCCCCCCUACUCCACUAAUAAGCCACCCUCUCUGCCAUCUCAUGUGCUCACCACUCUCUCUGCCAUCUCAUGUGCUCACCACUAUCUCUGCCAUCUCAUGUGCCCACCACUCUCUCUGCCAUCCCAUGUGCUCACCACUCUCUUUGCCAUCUCAUGUGCUCACCACUCUCUCUGCCAUCUCAUGUGCUCACCACUCUCUCUGCCAUCCCAUGUGCUCACCACUCUCUCUGCCAUCUCAUGUGCUCACCACUCUCUCUGCCAUCUCAUGUGCUCACCACUCUCUCUGCCAUCCCAUGUGCUCACCACUCUCUCUGCCAUCUCAUGUGCUCACCACUCUCUUUGCCAUCUCAUGUGCUCACCACUCUCUCUGCCAUCUCAUGUGCUCACCACUCUCUUUGCCAUCUCAUGUGCUCACCACUCUCUCUGCCAUCUCAUGUGCUCACCACUCUCUCUGCCAUCUCAUCCACCCUCUCUGCCAUCUCAUGUGCUCACCACUCUCUCUGCCAUCCCAUGUGCUCACCACUCUCUCUGCCAUCUCAUGUGCUCACCACUCUCUCUGCCAUCCCAUGUGCUCACCACUCUCUUUGCCAUCUCAUGUGCUCACCACUCUCUCUGCCAUCUCAUGUGCUCACCACUCUCUCUGCCAUCCCAUGUGCUCACCACUCUCUCUGCCAUCUCAUGUGAUUACCACUCUCUUUGCCAUCUCAUGUGCUCACCACUCUCUCUGCCAUCUCAUGUGCUCACCACUCUCUUUGCCAUCUCAUGUGCUCACCACUCUCUCUGCCAACUCAUGUGCUCACCACUCUCUCUGCCAUCUCAUGUGCUCACCACUCUCUCUGCCAUCUCAUGUGCUCACCACCCUCUCUGCCAUAUCAUGCCUACCCGUCCCCUUCCCCUCCCCUCCAAUGCGCCCCCCUACUCCACUAAUAAGCCACCCUUUCUGCCAUCUCAUGUGCUCACCACUCUCUCUGCCAUCCCAUGUGCUCACCACUAUCUCUGCCAUCUCAUGUGCCCACCACUCUCUCUGCCAUCCCAUGUGCUCACCACUCUCUUUGCCAUCUCAUGUGCUCACCACUCUCUCUGCCAUCUCAUGUGCUCACCACUCUCUCUGCCAUCCCAUGUGCUCACCACUGUCUCUGCCAUCUCAUGUGCUCACCACUCUCUUUGCCAUCUCAUGUGCUCACAACUCUCUCUGCCAUCUCAUGUGAUCACCACUCUCUUUGCCAUCUCAUGUGCUCACCACUCUCUCUGCCAUCUCAUGUGCUCACCACUCUCUCUGCCAUCCCAUGUGCUCACCACUCUCUUUGCCAUCUCAUGUGCUCACCACUCUCUCUGCCAUCUCAUGUGCUCACCACUCUCUCUGCCAUCCCAUGUGCUCACCACUCUCUUUGCCAUCUCAUGUGAUCACCACUCUCUUUGCCAUCUCAUGUGCUCACCACUCUCUCUGCCAUCUCAUGUGCUCACCACUCUCUUUGCCAUCUCAUGUGCUCACCACUCUGUUUGCCAUCUCAUGUGCUCACCACUCUCUCUGCCAUCUCAUGUGCUCACCACUCUUUCUGCCAUCUCAUGUGCUCACCACCCUCUCCGCCAUAUCAUGCCUACCCGUCCCCUUCCCCUCCCCUCCAAUGCGCCCCCCUACUCCACUAAUAAGCCACCCUCUCUGCCAUCUCAUGUGCUCACCACUCUCUCUGCCAUCCCAUGUGCUCACCACUAUCUCUGCCAUCUCAUGUGCCCACCACUCUCUCUGCCAUCCCAUGUGCUCACCACUCUCUUUGCCAUCUCAUGUGCUCACCACUCUCUCUGCCAUCUCAUGUGCUCACCACUCUCUCUGCCAUCCCAUGUGCUCACCACUCUCUCUGCCAUCUCAUGUGCUCACCACUCUCUUUGCCAUCUCAUGUGCUCACCACUCUCUCUGCCAUCUCAUGUGCUCACCACUCUCUUUGCCAUCUCAUGUGCUCACCACUCUCUCUGCCAUCUCAUGUGCUCACCACUCUCUCUGCCAUCUCAUGUGCUCACCACUCUCUCUGCCAUCCCAUGUGCUCACCACUCUCUUUGCCAUCUCAUGUGCUCACCAAUCUCUCUGCCAUCUCAUGUGCUCACCACUCUCUCUGCCAUCCCAUGUGCUCACCACUCUCUCUGCCAUCUCAUGUGCUCACCACUCUCUUUGCCAUCUCAUGUGCUCACCACUCUCUCUGCCAUCUCAUGUGCUCACCACUCUCUUUGCCAUCUCAUGUGCUCACCACUCUCUCUGCCAUCUCAUGUGCUCACCACUCUCUAUGCCAUCUCAUGUGCUCACCACUCUCUUUGCCAUCUCAUGUGCUCACCACUCUCUCUGCCAUCUCAUGUGCUCACCACUCUCUCUGCCAUCUCAUGUGCUCACCACUCUCUCUGCCAUCUCAUCCACCCUCUCUGCCAUCUCAUGUGCUCACCACUCUCUCUGCCAUCCCAUGUGCUCACCACUCUCUCUGCCAUCUCAUGUGCCCACCACUCUCUCUGCCAUCCCAUGUGCUCACCACUCUCUUUGCCAUCUCAUGUGCUCACCACUCUCUCUGCCAUCUCAUGUGCUCACCACUCUGUUUGCCAUCUCAUGUGCUCACCACUCUCUCUGCCAUCUCAUGUGCUCACCACUCUCUCUGCCAUCUCAUCCACCCUCUCUGCCAUCUCAUGUGCACACCACUCUCUCUGCCAUCCCAUGUGCUCACCACUAUCUCUGCCAUCUCAUGUGCCCACCACUCUCUCUGCCAUCCCAUGUGCUCACCACUCUCUUUGCCAUCUCAUGUGCUCACCACUCUCUCUGCCAUCUCAUGUGCUCACCACUCUCUCUGCCAUCCCAUGUGCUCACCACUCUCUCUGCCAUCUCAUGUGCUCACCACUCUCUUUGCCAUCUCAUGUGCUCACCACUCUCUCUGCCAUCUCAUGUGCUCACCACUCUCUCUGCCAUCUCAUGUGCUCACCACUCUCUCUGCCAUCCCAUGUGCUCACCACUGUCUCUGCCAUCUCAUGUGCUCACCACUCUCUUUGCCAUCUCAUGUGCUCACAACUCUCUCUGCCAUCUCAUGUGAUCACCACUCUCUUUGCCAUCUCAUGUGCUCACCACUCUCUCUGCCAUCUCAUGUGCUCACCACUCUCUCUGCCAUCCCAUGUGCUCACCACUCUCUUUGCCAUCUCAUGUGCUCACCACUCUCUCUGCCAUCUCAUGUGCUCACCACUCUCUCUGCCAUCCCAUGUGCUCACCACUCUCUUUGCCAUCUCAUGUGAUCACCACUCUCUUUGCCAUCUCAUGUGCUCACCACUCUCUCUGCCAUCUCAUGUGCUCACCACUCUCUUUGCCAUCUCAUGUGCUCACCACUCUGUUUGCCAUCUCAUGUGCUCACCACUCUCUCUGCCAUCUCAUGUGCUCACCACUCUUUCUGCCAUCUCAUGUGCUCACCACCCUCUCCGCCAUAUCAUGCCUACCCGUCCCCUUCCCCUCCCCUCCAAUGCGCCCCCCUACUCCACUAAUAAGCCACCCUCUCUGCCAUCUCAUGUGCUCACCACUCUCUCUGCCAUCCCAUGUGCUCACCACUAUCUCUGCCAUCUCAUGUGCCCACCACUCUCUCUGCCAUCCCAUGUGCUCACCACUCUCUUUGCCAUCUCAUGUGCUCACCACUCUCUCUGCCAUCUCAUGUGCUCACCACUCUCUCUGCCAUCCCAUGUGCUCACCACUCUCUCUGCCAUCUCAUGUGCUCACCACUCUCUUUGCCAUCUCAUGUGCUCACCACUCUCUCUGCCAUCUCAUGUGCUCACCACUCUCUUUGCCAUCUCAUGUGCUCACCACUCUCUCUGCCAUCUCAUGUGCUCACCACUCUCUCUGCCAUCUCAUGUGCUCACCACUCUCUCUGCCAUCCCAUGUGCUCACCACUCUCUUUGCCAUCUCAUGUGCUCACCAAUCUCUCUGCCAUCUCAUGUGCUCACCACUCUCUCUGCCAUCCCAUGUGCUCACCACUCUCUCUGCCAUCUCAUGUGCUCACCACUCUCUUUGCCAUCUCAUGUGCUCACCACUCUCUCUGCCAUCUCAUGUGCUCACCACUCUCUUUGCCAUCUCAUGUGCUCACCACUCUCUCUGCCAUCUCAUGUGCUCACCACUCUCUAUGCCAUCUCAUGUGCUCACCACUCUCUUUGCCAUCUCAUGUGCUCACCACUCUCUCUGCCAUCUCAUGUGCUCACCACUCUCUCUGCCAUCUCAUCCACCCUCUCUGCCAUCUCAUGUGCUCACCACUCUCUCUGCCAUCCCAUGUGCUCACCACUCUCUCUGCCAUCUCAUGUGCUCACCACUCUCUUUGCCAUCUCAUGUGCUCACCACUCUCUCUGCCAUCUCAUGUGCUCACCACUCUCUCUGCCAUCUCAUGUGCUCACCACUCUCUCUGCCAUCUCAUGUGCUCACCACCCUCUCUGCCAUAUCAUGCCUACCCGUCCCCUUCCCCUCCCCUCCAAUGCACCCCCCUACUCCACUAAUAAGCCACCCUCUCUGCCAUCUCAUGUGCUCACCACUCUCUCUGCCAUCCCAUGUGCUCACCACUAUCUCUGCCAUCUCAUGUGCCCACCACUCUCUCUGCCAUCCCAUGUGCUCACCACUCUCUUUGCCAUCUCAUGUGCUCACCACUCUCUCUGCCAUCUCAUGUGCUCACCACUCUCUCUGCCAUCCCAUGUGCUCACCACUCUCUCUGCCAUCUCAUGCGCUCACCACUCUCUUUGCCAUCUCAUGUGCUCACCACUCUCUCUGCCAUCUCAUGUGAUCACCACUCUCUUUGCCAUCUCAUGUGCUCACCACUCUCUCUGCCAUCUCAUGUGCUCACCACUCUCUCUGCCAUCCCAUGUGCUCACCACUCUCUUUGCCAUCUCAUGUGCUCACCACUCUCUCUGCCAUCUCAUGUGCUCACCACUCUCUCUUCCAUUCCAUGUGCUCACCACUCUCUUUGCCAUCUCAUGUGAUCACCACUCUCUUUGCCAUCUCAUGUGCUCACCACUCUCUCUGCCAUCUCAUGUGCUCACCACUCUCUUUGCCAUCUCAUGUGCUCACCACUCUGUUUGCCAUCUCAUGUGCUCACCACUCUCUCUGCCAUCUCAUGUGCUCACCACUCUCUCUGCCAUCUCAUCCACCCUCUCUGCCAUCUCAUGUGCACACCACUCUCUCUGCCAUCCCAUGUGCUCACCACUAUCUCUGCCAUCUCAUGUGCCCACCACUCUCUCUGCCAUCCCAUGUGCUCACCACUCUCUUUGCCAUCUCAUGUGCUCACCACUCUCUCUGCCAUCUCAUGUGCUCACCACUCUCUCUGCCAUCCCAUGUGCUCACCACUCUCUCUGCCAUCUCAUGUGCUCACCACUCUCUUUGCCAUCUCAUGUGCUCACCACUCUCUCUGCCAUCUCAUGUGCUCACCACUCUCUUUGCCAUCUCAUGUGCUCACCACUCUCUCUGCCAUCUCAUGUGCUCACCACUCUCUCUGCCAUCUCAUGUGCUCACCACUCUCUCUGCCAUCCCAUGUGCUCACCACUCUCUUUGCCAUCUCAUGUGCUCACCAAUCUCUCUGCCAUCUCAUGUGCUCACCACUCUCUCUGCCCUCUCAUGUGCUCACCACUCUCUCUGCCAUCUCAUGUGCUCACCACACUCUUUGCCAUCUCAUGUGCUCACCACUCUCUCUGCCAUCUCAAGUGCUCACCACUCUCUUUGCCAUCUCAUGUGCUCACCACUCUCUCUGCCAUCUCAUGUGCUCACCACUCUCUCUGCCAUCUCAUGUGCUCACCACUCUCUUUGCCAUCUCAUGUGCUCACCACUCUCUCUGCCAUCUCAUGUGCUCACCACUCUCUCUGCCAUCUCAUGUGCUCACCACUCUCUCUGCCAUCUCAUGUGCUCACCACCCUCUCUGCCAUAUCAUGCCUACCCGUCCCCUUCCCCUCCCCUCCAAUGCGCCCCCCUAAUCCACUAAUAAGCCACCCUCUCUGCCAUCUCAUGUGCUCACCACUCUCUCUGCCAUCCCAUGUGCUCACCACUCUCUCUGCCAUCUCAUGUGCUCACCACUCUCUCUGCCAUCCCAUGUGCUCACCACUCUCUUUGCCAUCUCAUGUGCUCACCACUCUCUCUGCCAUCUCAUGUGCUCACCACUCUCUCUGCCAUCCCAUGUGCUCAGCACUCUCUCUGCCAUCUCAUGUGAUCACCACUCUCUUUGCCAUCUCAUGUGCUCACCACUCUCUCUGCCAUCUCAUGUGCUCACCACUCUCUUUGCCAUCUCAUGUGCUCACCACUCUCUUUGCCAUCUCAUGUGCUCACCACUCUCUCUGCCAUCUCAUGUGCUCACCACUCUCUCUGCCAUCUCAUCCACCCUCUCUGCCAUCUCAUGUGCUCACCACUCUCUCUGCCAUCCCAUGUGCUCACCACUAUCUCUGCCAUCUCAUGUGCCCACCACUCUCUCUGCCAUCCCAUGUGCUCACCACUCUCUUUGCCAUCUCAUGUGCUCACCACUCUCUCUGCCAUCUCAUGUGCUCACCACUCUCUCUGCCAUCCCAUGUGCUCACCACUCUCUCUGCCAUCUCAUGCGCUCACCACUCUCUUUGCCAUCUCAUGUGCUCACCACUCUCUCUGCCAUCUCAUGUGAUCACCACUCUCUUUGCCAUCUCAUGUGCUCACCACUCUCUCUGCCAUCUCAUGUGCUCACCACUCUCUCUGCCAUCCCAUGUGCUCACCACUCUCUUUGCCAUCUCAUGUGCUCACCACUCUCUCUGCCAUCUCAUGUGCUCACCACUCUCUCUGCCAUUCCAUGUGCUCACCACUCUCUUUGCCAUCUCAUGUGAUCACCACUCUCUUUGCCAUCUCAUGUGCUCACCACUCUCUCUGCCAUCUCAUGUGCUCACCACUCUCUUUGCCAUCUCAUGUGCUCACCACUCUGUUUGCCAUCUCAUGUGCUCACCACUCUCUCUGCCAUCUCAUGUGCUCACCACUCUCUCUGCCAUCUCAUGUGCUCACCACCCUCUCUGCCAUAUCAUGCCUACCCGUCCCCUUCCCCUCCCCUCCAAUGCGCCCCCCUACUCCACUAAUAAGCCACCCUCUCUGCCAUCUCAUGUGCACACCACUCUCUCUGCCAUCCCAUGUGCUCACCACUAUCUCUGCCAUCUCAUGUGCCCACCACUCUCUCUGCCAUCCCAUGUGCUCACCACUCUCUUUGCCAUCUCAUGUGCUCACCACUCUCUCUGCCAUCUCAUGUGCUCACCACUCUCUCUGCCAUCCCAUGUGCUCACCACUCUCUCUGCCAUCUCAUGUGCUCACCACUCUCUUUGCCAUCUCAUGUGCUCACCACUCUCUCUGCCAUCUCAUGUGCUCACCACUCUCUUUGCCAUCUCAUGUGCUCACCACUCUCUCUGCCAUCUCAUGUGCUCACCACUCUCUCUGCCAUCUCAUGUGCUCACCACUCUCUCUGCCAUCCCAUGUGCUCACCACUCUCUUUGCCAUCUCAUGUGCUCACCAAUCUCUCUGCCAUCUCAUGUGCUCACCACUCUCUCUGCCCUCUCAUGUGCUCACCACUCUCUCUGCCAUCUCAUGUGCUCACCACACUCUUUGCCAUCUCAUGUGCUCACCACUCUCUCUGCCAUCUCAAGUGCUCACCACUCUCUUUGCCAUCUCAUGUGCUCACCACUCUCUCUGCCAUCUCAUGUGCUCACCACUCUCUCUGCCAUCUCAUGUGCUCACCACUCUCUUUGCCAUCUCAUGUGCUCACCACUCUCUCUGCCAUCUCAUGUGCUCACCACUCUCUCUGCCAUCUCAUGUGCUCACCACUCUCUCUGCCAUCUCAUGUGCUCACCACCCUCUCUGCCAUAUCAUGCCUACCCCACUCUCUCUGCCAUCUCAUGUGAUCACCACUCUCUUUGCCAUCUCAUGUGCUCACCACUCUCUCUGCCAUCUCAUGUGCUCACCACUCUCUUUGCCAUCUCAUGUGCUCACCACUCUCUUUGCCAUCUCAUGUGCUCACCACUCUCUCUGCCAUCUCAUGUGCUCACCACUCUCUCUGCCAUCUCAUGUGCUCACCACCCUCUCUGCCAUAUCAUGCCUACCCGUCCCCUUCCCCUCCCCUCCAAUGCGCCCCCCUACUCCACUAAUAAGCCACCCUCUCUGCCAUCUCAUGUGCUCACCACUCUCUCUGCCAUCCCAUGUGCUCACCACUAUCUCUGCCAUCUCAUGUGCCCACCACUCUCUCUGCCAUCCCAUGUGCUCACCACUCUCUUUGCCAUCUCAUGUGCUCACCACUCUCUCUGCCAUCUCAUGUGCUCACCACUCUCUCUGCCAUCCCAUGUGCUCACCACUCUCUCUGCCAUCUCAUGUGCUCACCACUCUCUUUGCCAUCUCAUGUGCUCACCACUCUCUCUGCCAUCUCAUGUGCUCACCACUCUCUUUGCCAUCUCAUGUGCUCACCACUCUCUCUGCCAUCUCAUGUGCUCACCACUCUCUCUGCCAUCCCAUGUGCUCACCACUCUCUUUGCCAUCUCAUGUGCUCACCACUCUCUCUGCCAUCUCAUGUGCUCACCAAUCUCUCUGCCAUCCCAUGUGCUCACCACUCUCUUUGCCAUCUCAUGUGAUCACCACUCUCUUUGCCAUCUCAUGUGCUCACCACUCUCUCUGCCAUCUCAUGUGCUCGCCAAUCUCUUUGCCAUCUCAUGUGCUCACCACUCUGUUUGCCAUCUCAUGUGCUCACCACUCUCUCUGCCAUCUCAUGUGCUCACCACUCUCUCUGCCAUCUCAUCCACCCUCUCUGCCAUCUCAUGUGCUCACCACUCUCUCUGCCAUCCCAUGUGCUCACCACUAUCUCUGCCAUCUCAUGUGCCCACCACUCUCUCUGCCAUCCCAUGUGCUCACCACUCUCUUUGCCAUCUCAUGUGCUCACCACUCUCUCUGCCAUCUCAUGUGCUCACCACUCUCUCUGCCAUCCCAUGUGCUCACCACUCUCUCUGCCAUCUCAUGUGCUCACCACUCUCUUUGCCAUCUCAUGUGCUCACCACUCUCUCUGCCAUCUCAUGUGCUCACCACUCUCUUUGCCAUCUCAUGUGCUCACCACUCUCUCUGCCAUCUCAUGUGCUCACCACUCUCUCUGCCAUCUCAUGUGCUCACCACUCUCUCUGCCAUCCCAUGUGCUCACAACUCUCUUUGCCAUCUCAUGUGCUCACCAAUCUCUCUGCCAUCUCAUGUGCUCACCACUCUCUCUGCCAUCCCAUGUGCUCACCACUCUCUCUGCCAUCUCAUGUGCUCACCACUCUCUUUGCCAUCUCAUGUGCUCACCACUCUCUCUGCCAUCUCAUGUGCUCACCACUCUCUUUGCCAUCUCAUGUGCUCACCACUCUCUCUGCCAUCUCAUGUGCUCACCACUCUCUCUGCCAUCUCAUGUGCUCACCACUCUCUCUGCCAUCUCAUGUGCUCACCACCCUCUCUGCCAUAUCAUGCUUACCCGUCCCCUUCCCCUCCCCUCCAAUGCGCCCCCCUACUCCACUAAUAAUCCACCCUCUCUGCCAUCUCAUGUGCUCACCACUCUCUCUGCCAUCCCAUGUGCUCACCACUCUCUCUGCCAUCUCAUGUGCUCACCACUCUCUCUGCCAUCCCAUGUGCUCACCACUCUCUUUGCCAUCUCAUGUGCUCAACACUCUCUCUGCCAUCUCAUGUGCUCACCACUCUCUCUGCCAUCCCAUGUGCUCACCACUCUCUCUGCCAUCCCAUGUGCUCACCACUCUCUUUGCCAUCUCAUGUGCUCACCACUCUCUCUGCCAUCUCAUGUGCUCACCACUCUCUUCGCCAUCUCAUGUGCUCACCACUCUCUCUGCCAUCUCAUGUGCUCACCACUCUCUCUGCCAUCUCAUGUGCUCACCACUCUCUCUGCCAUCCCAUGUGCUCACCACUCUCUUUGCCAUCUCAUGUGCUCACCACUCUCUCUGCCAUCUCAUGUGCUCACCACUCUCUCUGCCAUCCCAUGUGCUCACCACUCUCUCUGCCAUCUCAUGUGGUCACCACUCUCUUUGCCAUCUCAUGUGCUCACCUUUCUCUCGGCCAUCUCAUGUGCUCACCACUCUCUUUGCCAUCUCAUGUGCUCACCACUCUCUCUGGCAUCUCAUGUGCUCACCACUCUCUCUGCCAUCUCAUGUGCUCACCACUCUCUCUGCCAUCUCAUGUGCUCACCACUCUCUCUGCCAUCUCAUGUGCUCACCACCCUCUCUGCCAUAUCAUGCUUACCCGUCCCCUUCCUCCCCCUCCAAUGCGCCCCCCUACUCCACUAAUAAGCCACCCUCUCUGCCAUCUCAUGUGCUCACCACUCUCUCUGCCAUCCCAUGUGCUCACCACUCUCUUUGCCAUCUCAUGUGCUCACCACUCUCUCUGCCAUCUCAUGUGCUCACCACUUUCUUUGCCAUCUCAUGUGCUCACCACCCUUUCUGCCAUCUCAUGUGCUCACCACUCUCUCUGCCAUCCCAUGUGCUCACCACUCUCUCUGCCAUCUCAUGUGCUCAUCACUCUCUCUUUCAUCCCAUGUGCUCACCACUCUCUGUACCAUCUCAUGUGCUCACCACUCUCUCUGCCAUCCCAGUCGUCCUUGUGGCUGUGGGACUUUUAUCCCUCUCAUGCCAUCCUAAACCUGAUUCUUCCACCCCAUGCCAUCAUCAUCCUCUCCACCCUCUGAUGCCUUUCUCAACAUCCCUGCCCUACCAUGCCAUCAUCAACAUCCCUGCCCUACCAUGCCAUCAUCAACAUCCAUGCCCUCCCAUGCAAUCAUCAACAUAUCUGCCCUCCCAUACCAUCAUCAACAUCCCUGCCCUCCCAUGCCAUCAUCGACAUAUCUGCCCUCCCAUGCCAUCAUCAAAAUCCCUGCCCGCUCAUGCCAUCAUCGCCAUCUCUGCCCUUCCACGCCUCCAUCAAUCUCCAUGCCAUCCCAUGCCAUCAUCAUCCUCUCCACCCUCUGAUGCCUUUCUCAACAUCACUGCCCUCCCAUGCCAUCAUCAACAUCCCUGCCCUCCCAUGCCAUCAACAUAUCUGCCCUCCCAUGCCAUCAUCAACAUCCCUGCCCUCCCAUGCGAUCAUCAACAUAUCUGCCCUCCCAUGCCAUCAUCAACAUCCCUGCCCUCCCAUGCCAUCAUCAACAUAUCUGCCCUCCCAUGCCAUCAUCAACAUCCCUGCCCUCCCAUGCCAUCAUCAUCAUAUCUGCCCUCCCAUGCCAUCAUCAACAUCUUUGCCAUCCCAUGCCAUCAUCAAAAUCCCUGCCCGCUCAUGCCAUCAUAG